Stylonychia lemnae is the source of this 1395-nucleotide messenger RNA. NCBI's taxonomy places the organism in Eukaryota, Ciliophora, Spirotrichea, Sporadotrichida, Oxytrichidae. The record is from the annotation of a GenBank genome assembly.
AUGGGCUGCAAAGGUACAAAAUUUACGAAUGAAGACAUUAUCUAAACUCUUGAAAAUCGUAGAAGGAGUGUAGAAACAAAGAUAGAUGACUAUACCAAAAAAAUAUCACUAGAAUCUAGUAAGUUGAAGGAACUUCAAGCAGAGUAUACUCAUUAUGCAUCAUAGAAUAAUACUACCAAAAAAAUUGAGAUCACUUCAAAAGUGGCAUCAAUAUAAAAAGUCAAUGAAAGAUAAAAUACUUAAUUAAAAUUGUUACAUUCUCAACUUGGAUAAUUGAAGUCAUAAAUUGACUAAUUGAGAGCAAAGAAAAUCGGGGAUGACUUAUAUUUAUCAUAAUAAGAAGCUGGAAAGUAUCUUGAUCCUAAAUAAUUCGCAAACCUAUUGAAUGGUAUGAAUAAAGAAGGAGAAAAACUUGAUCAGAUUGACUAUAUGACAAAAGAAUAGCUUAAAAAUGAAUCUGAUUCAACCUUGAUUUAGGCAAGACUAGAAAGAGAACAUUUGAUUCACACAAUGGGCUAAAAUGAAACAAAGGAGUAAAACCCUUAUCUCAAUGUUGAUAGACUUCAAGGGAACUAAGAUCUCAUCAAUGAUUAGAUCAUUCAGAAUGAAAUAAAAAUCCAAAAAAUGAAGAACAGAUUGAGUCAUUAUGUUGGAGAUCUUGCGAAACUACAAGAUGACUUUAAUCUAGCAGGCUCUAUCAACAAUAAACCCCUUCAGGAUUAAAUCAUUAAUUAAACUCAAAUUCUGCUGUAGGAAUAAGCAAAAAUAUAAACAUAGUUGAAUCAAGCCAUGAUUGCUUAAGGUCAUUUGAGAUCUCACUCGUUAGGAAUACAAAAUAAUACUAUUGUUCAGGAGACCAUGGAAGUAAUGAAAUAGACUGAGACCUACUAAAGUUAAUAGGAUAUGAGAGCUUAGGAAAAUUUCCUUCGUACUUAAGAUAUCUUGUCCAAGCAACAAUUAAAGAGCAAUUAACUCUAUCUCAAUCAGAUGUAAGACUCGAAAGAUGCUUCGAAGCUUUUGCAAAAUAACCAGUUUGGAAUUAACUAAAAUCUCUCAAAACCCUAAGAUAGUAAUCAAAAUCAGCAACCACAGUAAUAAAUCCAGAGAAAUGGAUAAUAAUAGAAUAGCAAAUCUAACCCUUAAGAUCAAAGAUCCUAAUCAAACUAAUUCAAUUAAAUCAAUCAGUAGUAGUAGUAUCAGAAUCAAAAUCCUAUGCAAUAAUAACAGUAACAAUUAUAAUACUCCUAUCCACCUCAGAUGUAACCUUAAAUGAUGCAGAUGCCGAUGAAUUACAAUCAAAUGGUUCAUCCUCAGGCAUUUAUGAUUCCACCGCAAAAUAUUGGAGUUAAUGUGAAUUUCAAUUAGCAGCCUGUCUCAUAAGGAAUCAAAUAGUGA